Messenger RNA from Caretta caretta (loggerhead turtle), 1491 nucleotides. RefSeq names its product peptidylprolyl isomerase like 3 (gene PPIL3). The record is from RefSeq and is a predicted model, not a curated record. NCBI's taxonomy places the organism in Eukaryota, Metazoa, Chordata, Testudines, Cheloniidae. Gene Ontology annotation, molecular function: peptidyl-prolyl cis-trans isomerase activity. Gene Ontology annotation, biological process: protein folding; protein peptidyl-prolyl isomerization. Gene Ontology annotation, cellular component: catalytic step 2 spliceosome.
GGGCGCACCGACACCCACCUACCUCGGCCCGGCUGGGACUGGCGGCGCCUCGCUGAAAAGCGCCCCCGCCCCGCGCGGGGCCUGGUCCGUCUGCGAAGCGGCCCCUUCCGCUGGGCCUGCACCGAGCGCGGGAAGCAGGAAACCAUUUGACUUGUCUGCAUUGGACUCCUAACAAAAAGACAUGGCUGUCACACUACACACUGAUGUGGGAGAUAUUAAAAUAGAGAUAUUCUGUGAGCGAACACCUAAGGCCUGUGAAAACUUCCUGGCUCUUUGUGCUAGUAACUACUACAAUGGGUGCAUAUUUCACCGGAAUAUCAAAGGAUUCAUGGUGCAGACAGGGGAUCCAACAGGCUCUGGGAAAGGAGGUAACAGCAUUUGGGGCAGGAAAUUUGAAGAUGAAUAUAGUGAACACCUAAAGCACAGUGUCCGCGGUGUCGUUUCCAUGGCAAACAAUGGCCCAAACACCAAUGGAUCUCAGUUCUUCAUUACAUACGGCAAACAGCCACACCUUGAUAUGAAGUAUACUGUCUUUGGGAAGGUAAUUGAUGGUCUGGAGACCCUAGAUGAGCUGGAGAAGCUCCCAGUGAAUGAGAAAACCUACCGACCUCUUAACGAUGUUCACAUUAAGGAUGUCACAAUUCAUGCCAACCCUUUGGCUUCAUAGACAUAAAGUGCCUCGACAGAUUCCUGAGAAGCUGGUCAGACUGACUUCUAAUCAUAGUGUUGAUGUGACACUAAAAAGGUGUUAGUUAAUUUGGAUCAGACCUUUACUGCUUGAAUGCAGGACUUUCAGGAGCUGACAGCAUCAGGCAGGGUCCAAAGGGGAGCCUCAAAUGGGGUUUUCUAGUUCCAGCUAUUCCAGACAGUCUGCCAAGGCUCUGAUUUAUGAACUUUUAGUACUGAACAUGACAGUACUGAACAUGACAGUGUAACAUUCUAGUGUGCAAUCCAGACUAAUGAGGCACUGUGUCACCCCUGCCCUCUAACCUAGGAUGCCCUUUCCAAUGCCUCGCUGCUGUAGGCUCCAGCCUGGACUGGUGACUAACAGCCUCCAGCAUGCAAGUCACUGCCAGCUAUGUCUGUGUGCGUGCUGCAGCCAGCCAGCCAUAACUUGGCUCUUACCAGCCUGGGCUAUACUGCAGCCGAACACACUCCAAGUCUUAGAUUCCACCCUCCCCACCCCCUCUCAGAAAUGUAUGUCCUAUAUUGCCCAGGCUUCUCCUGGACAAUACAAGUUUAUAAAAAGUCCAUUAUUUGCUUUUAAUAGAAAUAAUAUUCACAUAACUUGCCAUCCCAAAUGGAGUUUCCCAGACACUUCAGUUUACACACUGGAUUAAAUAAAACAAGUUUAUUAACUACACAGAGAGAUUUAAGUUAGUACAAGUAAUGAGGCAUAAAAAUCAGAAAUGGUUACAAGGAAAUAAAGUUAAAACGCUACUGGUGCCUAACUGAACACACUAUAUCUGAUUAAAGCAAAAUUUCUCGCCA